AUGCGUGGCGUGGACUUGAGACAUCUUUGGACGACGGGCGAGUACAGUGACUUGACGAUCAACGCUUCUGGUGUCAUCUUCAAGGUUCACCGGUGCGUCGUCUUCCCGCAGUGCGAGGCAUGGAAGAGUAUACCGGAAGAGAAUGGACAGCUGGUUCUCCAGGGUCCUAAGAUCACGCGAGCGAUACUCCAGUUCAUGUACUCCGGCACCUACACACCCACCAAGAUGCGCUGCCAGCUUGCGAAGCCCGUUCAAAUUGCUGAUGACAACUCCAAGACGGGCGAGUCCUCCGAGGCUGCUCAUGGUCCUCAUCACGCUCAUGAUUCGAAUGCUCUGAGCUAUGACGAUCACAGCAUGCUACUCUCGGCUUGCGUAAUGAUCAUGGCCAAAAAGUACAACAUGAAAGACCUUGAGAAUCAAGCGGAAAACGCGCUGGUCCUCAAAACUUACCAGGAUCAGAAAGGUCUUGAGAUUGUGUUGAAGAUAAUCAGGCCCGAAUUUUCCAAGAGCCUGGGAUUGCGCAGACGUUUACAGGCGGUCAUGAAGAUCUAUCCUCGUCUCGCAUUGGAGCUUCUCGAGCAGCUUGCAUCGGAACUCCAUGGGAUGGAGAAAGCCCGCCUAGCCAUCGCCCAGGGCCAACAGAAGACGAUGUCCAUGAGAGACGGUGCUCUUUCACCGAAGACGGCUGAUCAUCCGUCCUCGUCAAUCCCCCAGAAAGGUGUGUCGGCGCUCCCGCAUUUGCCUUGGAAUGCUACAAUCCCGAUUAACACAGCCAAAGGAGACCGGCUGGCGAAUGCCCAUCAAAGCGUAGCCACGACUGGCCCACCUGUCAUUCCCACUACCCUUACUGUGACCCCAUCGCUCAUGACCUCACUGUCUCAAUCUGGCACAGCCAUUCUGAAGCGCAAGAGCGAGGAUGGCUUGCUGAAUUCAGAAAAGAGACCCCGAUCCUACGCCAACUGA
This is a messenger RNA of Colletotrichum higginsianum IMI 349063, 963 nucleotides long. RefSeq lists its product as uncharacterized. The record is from RefSeq and is a predicted model, not a curated record. Lineage: Eukaryota; Fungi; Ascomycota; Sordariomycetes; Glomerellales; Glomerellaceae. The transcript is spliced from 3 exons. The coding region runs from base 1 to 963 and encodes 320 amino acids.